Molecule: messenger RNA, 1512 nt
Organism: Aaosphaeria arxii CBS 175.79
Lineage: Eukaryota; Fungi; Ascomycota; Dothideomycetes; Pleosporales
Exons: 5
Coding region: 1-1512 (503 amino acids)
Biological process (GO): transmembrane transport
Cellular component (GO): fungal-type vacuole membrane; plasma membrane
Molecular function (GO): transmembrane transporter activity
Source: RefSeq, a predicted model, not a curated record
AUGGUGCUUGCUCCGGAAGAUGAGCUUCCUACUUCCGCUGCCCAUGCGCAAUCCGACUCCGAAUCACUGGUUGGCAAAGUCAAGACAGGAUGGAAGCGUUUUGAGAGACAAUUGAUCGCAUACAACAUGGAAGCACGCGGCAUUCAGCGAGUGGAGCCUGAUGAACGGCAUGAUUUGAGGUCUCUGGGCUACAAGCAGAUUGCUGUCAUGUGGUUCUCCAUCAACCUGGCUGCAAACAACAUCACGUUGGGUAUGUUGGGGCCCGCUGUCUUUGGAUUGGGUUUCCUUGACUCUUGCAUGUGCGCUGUCUUCGGUAUGUUCGUUGGUUGUCUUCCAGUCGCUUACAUUGCAACCUUCGGGCCCAUAAGCGGAAACCGAACUAUGAUAUUUGCGCGGUUCGUAAUGGGGUGGUGGCCGUCUAAGAUUGUGGUAAUCCUGAACAUCAUUGUCCUUCUUGGAUACGCUUUGCUCGACUGUGUUAUUGCUGGCCAAAUCUUAUCUGCGGUGUCUGGAAACACCAUGUCCGUUGUGGUUGGCAUCAUCAUCGUAGCUUUGAUUACCUGGGGUGUCACAACGUUUGGAUACCAAGUCUUUCAUUACUACGAAAGAUAUGCUUGGGCUCCUCAAUUGGUCGUACUAUGCAUUCUUGCAGGCGUGGCUGGUCCGAAUUUCAACAUCAGCUCGGCAUCGCACGGCGAAGGUGCAACACUUAUAGGAAACCGCAUCUCAUUCUUUGGACUGAAUCUUGCAGCAGCCAUUACCUACGGAGGUGGGGCCGCCGACUAUUUCGUUUACUAUCCGGAAGAUGCAUCCAGUUGGAAAAUCUUUGGUGCCACAAUGUCCGGUUUGACGACGAGCUUUACGUUCGCCUUCAUCCUUGGGAUCGGACUUGCUUCUGGCAUGCAAACAAACACCGCUUGGGAAAAUGCAUACGGUAUCUCACAAGGAGCACUACUUGCAGAAGGAUACAAGCCGUUGGGUUCCUUUGGCGGGUUCUGUGGUGUGAUUGUCGGAUUGGGGCUCGUCGCUAACCUUGUCGUGCCAACAUAUUCUUCUGGGAUUGAUGCACAGAUCCUUGGACGCUGGGCUUCAGUCAUACCGCGCGCCAUCUGGAAUACCAUCGGUGUCAUCAUCUACACGGUCUGUGCCCUUGCGGGGCGCGCCCAUCUGGCAGAGAUCUUUACCAAUUUCCUUGCGCUCAUGGGUUACUGGGUCUCUAUAUGGAUUGCAAUUAUUCUUGAGGAGGUGCUCAUCUUCCGCAGGAAAACAGGAUUCAAUUGGGCUUUCUGGAAUGAGCAGAAGAAACUUCCUCUUGGAAUCGCGGCGCUGGCUGCAUUUGUGGUAGGCUGGAUCGGCGCCAUUCUUUGCAUGGCACAGCUGUGGUACAUUGGUCCAAUUGCAACUCUGGUUGGUGAUUAUGGAGCUGAUAUGGGAAACUUUGUCGGCUUUGCCUGGGCUGCGGUCGUUUACCCACCACUCCGCAUCUGGGAGAUGAAGAAGUUUGGGCGUUAA